GCUCUUAAGUAUCCGUCUGUGCUGAAUAGAGUUUUGAUAACACAAGAUAUUAUGCGAUAAUUCACCAUCGCGAGAGGGGAUUGCAAGUUUAAAUAAAAAGAAAACACCGCGCUGUGGCCAGUGAGAGUGAGACGUCUAAGCGAACGCGCGCGAAAGUUGCAUUCGAAUUUCGAAUUCGCGCCAACAUAAACGUCAUCCCGGCAGCCAUACUUCUUUUUGGAACAGGAUAAAUAAUUAGGGAGACGAUUUUUUUAAAUCCUUUUUUUUAUUAUUGUAGAAGUGAUUUUUUGGUGCUUGUGGGGUGACAGUGCAUGUGCUAAGUGACUUUCGCCGUCUAUUUGUGCAGGAUGAUGUAUACACGUAAUAUUAAGCUAUGGAUCUGCGUGGCGUGUCUGGCGUCUUCGCUGGCAGCACCAGCCCCUAGUCAAGGUCCCCAACUGUAUCUGGACAUCGUAGACAUGGCUGCUAUCAGUAGGAUGACGCCGCAGCAACUCGAAGCCUUAGCCGAAGGGUUGGCGGCUGAGGAAAUCAUGAGGACGAAACGGUCGUCAGCCCAGGCGCUGACGUCAGUGGUGUCCAAAGCGUCAUCAGGUAUACAAAGUAAGGUCGGGCUACUCGGCCAAGCUUCUGCGUUCAUCUCGUCGGCUUCCAGCAAGUCCGGUGGUCAUGGGGACGAACAUGGAUACAAUUAUGAACCGCAUCACGACGAAAAAUACGACUACUGGGGCCUAAAGAAGUCCAUCCUUUACACGCUUUUCCAAGCUGUGAAGGCGAUCACUGGUGGAGUGACAAUCCUUAAGGGUCAGCUGAUCAAGGGAGGUGGUGCCUUAGCUGCGACAUUAGGAAAGGUGAUCUCAGUGAAGGGUGAUGCUGUCAGCAACCUCGGAAAGAAGAUUGUCAGCUCCGCAGCCCUUAGUCACAAGAAACCUCAUUCUACGGCAGUAUACGGCCCCCCACCCACCGCGCACCUGGAGUACGGCCCCCCUACCGCGUACGGAGCGCCCACUGCUCCCGCGCACUUCACCGCGCCGUCCGUGCCCACUGGAUACGCCGCACACAAGUACCCCGCUCAGUUAGACGGCCGAGGUAAACUGAAUGGCGUACACGCUGGGCUCGUAUUUUUGACUCCGCUGGGCGAGGAAGCGCCGAGCGAGACUCUGGACACUGCGCACUCUGGUCACACACCCCUAGAACCUCCACAAUCCAUUAUUCAGACUGUAUACAGCGCCUUCAAAAACGCAUUUUCCUCUACCGCAGCCACUUUUACUGAUCCUUCUUAUGCCGCACCACCUUCUUAUGCUGCACCUCCGUCUUAUGCGGAAGAGCCGACUGCUCCCGCUUCCUACCAGCCACCGCCACCACCACAGCCAAUCCCAUCUUUUAAGCCCAUGUCAUGGGGAGCUGUUAAUUCUUACGGCCAACCAGCUGCCGCAGACUCUUACACCGACUAUGACCCAAGAACUCCUGGUCAGGGUUACGAUUACGCAUCCCCUAAACGUUCAGUGAUCCCAAAAAUUCAAAAGACUGGCUUAACUGCUGAUAAGAUUCAGAAAAUUACUAAUAAUUUACAAAAAGUCACUGCCUACCUAAAUAAUAACCAGAAAAGAUCUUCCGAAGAUUUUAAAUUCACUGAUUUAGACACUUAUCGCAACUUGCUUAAGAAAGGCGAGCUGCCAUUCUACCCUACUCCUGUUGUAACCGACAAUGAAAUUGGUGUCCUUCCUGCUGAACUCCUUCCCGAACCCUUGACUACUAGUACAACCACCACAACCACAACAACCACAACAACGACUACAGAACAACCAAAGAACACUACAGAAAAUGAACAGAACAGAAGACAAGACAUCAAAUACUUUCUCCGCGGCAACAGGAUUGUUCAAGGCUGACAUACUUGACUCUUGACUGACUGAAGAGUUUCCUGUUCAGCAGACAUUGCUCAAUGCCGAAGAUUUGCAACACUAUUACCACCAUUAAUUUAUUUUGAACUUCGAU
This is a messenger RNA of Trichoplusia ni (cabbage looper), 1992 nucleotides long. RefSeq lists its product as uncharacterized. The transcript is spliced from 7 exons. The coding region runs from base 348 to 1886 and encodes 512 amino acids. NCBI's taxonomy places the organism in Eukaryota, Metazoa, Arthropoda, Insecta, Lepidoptera, Noctuidae. The record is from RefSeq and is a predicted model, not a curated record.